This is a messenger RNA of Rotaria socialis, 768 nucleotides long. The record is from the annotation of a GenBank genome assembly. Lineage: Eukaryota; Metazoa; Rotifera; Eurotatoria; Philodinida; Philodinidae.
AUGUAUUCCAUUGAUCGUACAUCUCCAGUACCACCACCGCCACCACCACCAAUCGAUAAUCAUUCAGUAAUGUUGAACGAAACUGAAACUGAAAUUGAAUCAUCAACACCUGAACUAAAUUUACUAUUGGAUAAAUUAACUGAAAUAUUGCGAUUUCGUUCAAGUUGCCGUCGUCAUUUCGGUCAACAACAAUCACAACAACCGAAUUCAACAACAACUACAAAUUUAAAACGUCUUCAAUCAGGCAGUAUUGAACCUUUACACAACAUUAACACCAGCGAUAGUCCAGCAGCAGGUGCCUGGAAAUCGUCGAUUUCAAAUCGUUCAUCACAUCAUCAUCAUAAUCCUCAUGUAAAUUAUUCAAUCAAUGAUAAAAAACGUCGUUUACCAAGCUUAUUACAACGUUUAAUUGACGAAGGAAAUCUAAUUAAAGAAGCUGUACGACGUCUUAAAUCACAACGGUUUACACAUUCAUUUAAACAACAAACACAAAUGGAUAAUACACCAUCAACACCAAUAACAAAAUCUUCUUCACAAACUCUUCCAAAUGUCAAAUUAUCUUCAACAAGUAUUAAUAUUCCUCAACAAUUAAGUGAUCCACCGACACAAACAACAUCAUCACCAAAUCGAGGCAUAUCAUGGUUUCUAUCAUCGAGUGUAUUCGGUACGACAAAUCAUAGUAGUGGUAGUGGUUCACCACUUCGGAAUUGUUGUUCAUCGGGCACACAUGAUCGAACACCAAUGGAAAUCGGUAUUCAUGAUGGAUAG